UGCGGGAUCAGACCUGGAAAAAGGAGUCGGAAAAAAUGUUCUGAGUUAUUUUUUGGUCUUCAGUUUCCUGCAGCAGGUACCCGUGAAGAUGAGUUGUUGUCUUAGGUCUGUGCCUCAGGAGGUCCGACCUGGUACAGCACGGAUCCAAGUGACAGAGCUCAGUGGAUCAGGCAGCAUCAACCCAACUCCAGCAACCAAGCCAUGUGAGCACUCUGAAACAGCGGUGGAGGUUUACCUCACUCCAGAGAAGCUGGAGUGGUUGUGUGGAACUCAGGACCUCUCUAAUGUCACUUCACUGGAGAUCUGCAUAGACACUCAAGAAAUCAUACUGGGUAACUUUGGUGCCUAUUUGCCCAAGCUGGUGCAGCUGAAAAUGAACAACAGCGUGAUUAUGUCAGUAAGAGACCUGGGAACCACCCUCUCCCACCUGCAGGUGCUGUGGAUGUUUCGCUGCUCCCUACAGGACUUCGAUGGCAUUUCCACUUUCUCCGCCCUCAAGGAGUUGUAUGCUGCCUAUAACAAUGUGUCAGACUUGAGUCCAGUUGGGAUGCUGGAAAAUUUGCAGCUGUUAGAUCUGGAAGGGAACAGUGUGGACGACCUUGUCCAGAUUCAGUAUCUGGGGUUGUGUGGUAAACUGGAGAGACUCACAUUAGAGGGAAACCCUUUGUGUGUGCGCCCUAACCCCACUGCCAUCCAGACGGCAGACUAUAGUUAUCGUUCUGUGGUGAGGGAGUUGAUCCCUCAGCUGCGUUACCUUGACAAUAUCAGGGUGGAGGAGGAGGGGCGUAGCUGCUGUGGCACCAUGGGAGAAGAGUGGUCCAUUCUCCGAAACUCCAUCAGAGACUUUAACUCCCCUCAGGCUGCAGAUGACGGUGCGACAGCAGGCAGUGCAGGUUCUCACAGGAGACCUGGCUCAGCCGGGCACCCUGCUUCCAGCCUCUCCUGUGUGUGCCCCCGGUCCUUAGCCAGCUCCAGACCUCUCUCUGGAUACAGACCCAUGUCAGCGAACAAACUGGGAGUUCUCUCUCCUCCUGGAUCCAGACCCAGUUCUGCAGACUCAGAUCUAGCAACAGUGGAAGCAGAGACCAGCAACCUCACGCAUGGAGCUGGCAAAAUCCUGUUCUGUGGCAACCCAGUCCAGGCGAUUCGAGCAAGGCGAGAAAAAUUAAGGACAGCACCUGCCAAGUCUACUUUCACCCCUUGUAACCUGCCCAUCCAUGUGCCGGAGCACACGUAUGAUCUGGAGGAGCCAGAUGUUGUGGAGCGUGAUGAUGUGUUUGCUAUGUUGAGAACCUGGAGGGAGCAGCACAACAGACGUCUUCAGGCUAUAGAGACAGAACGACGGCCACAGGUCCUAGCUAUUCAUCACAGUGAUGAGGAAGAGGGUGAAGAUGAUGAUGAAGGAGAAGGCUUUGGUGGUGAAUGGAGUGACAGCAGUGAUCAAAGGCAUGAGGAAAAGACACACAGUGGCGACACUAAUAAUGUCUCUCCAGAUUCAUCUUUCCAGUCUCUUUCCCCAGACCUGCAACACAGAGAAUCUGUAUCCCCAAACAUGGCUCGAUUGUCCCUGUCUCUGAACACAACGCUGUUCCCGUCUCCCCCUCUCUGUGCCACAGCAGCUAUCUGUAACAGAAAACCACAAGGGAUCCGUGCACGCAGGCUUCGACUCAGCCAGACUAAUAUAGGAAAUAUAUCUCAUUUAAACAGAGGAGGGGGCUCUCCUGGAACACAUUUAACCACAGGAGACACAGACCUGACACCUGAAGGGUUCCAGCAGGAGACCAGGAUCGAUGUUCAGCUAAUGCCCUCAAGUGCACACAAACCCCAACCACCCCAAAUGACUGCACUCAGGGAAGGGAUCACAGAGAGGGACUGGUGUGGUGAACAAACUGGCAACAAACAUCAUCAGACUUUCCAGAAGUCCAGACUUGUGGAUAGACCAGCUAUGACUCGUCCUCACACAGCCAGAGCAGCUCUCCAAAAACACCUCCAGCACCACACACUUCAGACCUGCAGAGGGAGCUCACAGCCAGACUGA
Molecule: messenger RNA, 2038 nt
Organism: Cheilinus undulatus (humphead wrasse)
Lineage: Eukaryota; Metazoa; Chordata; Actinopteri; Labriformes; Labridae
Gene: lrrc56
Product: leucine rich repeat containing 56
Exons: 13
Coding region: 89-2038 (649 amino acids)
Source: RefSeq, a predicted model, not a curated record